CUUGGCUUUAGAUAGUGUAAUUGGCUAUUUGUGAAAUGACAAUCUGAAAGACAGCUUCUUCAAGAAUGAUAAUGGCGUCAGUCUCACCUAAGUUUUUAUAACAAACUUUCACUAAUUAUACAAUAACAAAUUCAAAAUUACGACAAGAGGGCGUGGUUUCUUGGGGUCUCUUGUGGACAGAAGGCAACGGCAAUAAUUUCCAGCGGAAUACAAAUGGUCCGUUUGCGGAUAAAUGCCGUUAUCUUAUCUAACAGCAGUUAUUGAAAACUUUCAACCGUGUUCAAACAUGCAAAUUAUCUUUUCACGUCACUGAGAGGAAAGCUAUUGGGCGAUCCCGCCUUUUGAUAUAUGGUGCUUCAAUUUUACAAACACGGGACGAGACACACGGUGCAAGUGGCUUUACAGUGGAUAAGGAAGGUGACAUCAAACCAUCAUGGCGGUGCAGGAUCACUGUUUGGGAAGACAUUAAGAAUAUAUUGAAUGUGUAGUGUAUUGAUCAUAAACAAUGUGGAGUGCUACCAAAGUUCGAGCCCGAAUCACAGAAACUGACCCCGUUUUCAAAGCCAGGUACAUAGGAUGUGCGGAGACAUUUGUUGCUAGUGGCCAGGGAUGUACCACUGGACCAGUGCAGAAACUCUGGGACAAUGCCGGAAGUGAGAGAGAACUGAAAAAGGUAACCAUUACAAUUAAUACCAAUGGUAUAACAAUGAAGGAAUCAGAGAAGAAAAAGGACCAAGGCAAGUUUUAUCCUAUCGAGAAUAUUUCAUUUUGUAAUGCCGAUGUGGCUGUGAAUGAGAGGAUAUUUUGCUGGAUUUGCAAGGCGGCCGAUUCUCCUUCUCUGCAAGUGUACGCCGUGAUCUGUAGUACCAAGGAGGAGGCCAAAUCUAUGUCCCUCGUCAUGUCCAGGGCCUUCCAGAUCGCAUACAAAGAAUGGAAGACGAUGAAGAACCGAGAGGAAAGGGAAAGCAAAAAAGUCAAGACAAAGAACCAAACUCAGAAAGGACAACCAAUUUCUCUCAAAGAUUCGGCGUCGCAGGCGGAUUCGGAUUCCGUGCAUAGCAGCGAGUCCGGAUCAGCGCCGGAUUCACAGAAGUUGUGUAGGCGUGAUUCUGGAUGUCAAACAGAGACAGACGACUUGUCCAAUGGACUAAACAGUUCUCUAAAGAUCAAAGACUCAAGUCUGGACACAGUAUCAGAGAACAAAAUCAGUAAUAAAAACCCUGUAAAAACGGAAGUUGGAACGGUUCCUGAAGGGACUGAUGUGCAAUCGGCGGAACCGGAAGUGCUAUAUUAACAUCAUGAUAUUACUAACAACAGUAAUUCUAGUCUAAAUCUGUGAUAUUUUAAUAUUUCAUGCACUGGAUCCAGUUUUUAUUGAAUUGUUAUUUCGGUCCAUAAAAAGACUGAUAAUAUUAAGACGUAGAGAGUUUAUGCACCGAGAUCGGCUUUGAAUAUAUAGAUAUUAUGAUUUAUCUUAAGAACUUUUAAUGAUUGCACUUUGUACAUGUGUACAUGUAUGCCAAAUGUAGAAUUAAGACGCGUCUGGUGAUUGGUUUGUACAAUAAUUUGAAACCAUUACUUAACAAUAGCAUAAAGCGAUAAAAAAUGUUGAUGUA
Magallana angulata is the source of this 1616-nucleotide messenger RNA. RefSeq names its product PTB-containing, cubilin and LRP1-interacting protein-like. Lineage: Eukaryota; Metazoa; Mollusca; Bivalvia; Ostreida; Ostreidae. The record is from RefSeq and is a predicted model, not a curated record. The transcript has a single exon. Bases 506 to 1294 code for a protein of 262 amino acids.